GGUAUUCCCGCCGCUGUGUCCGCAGUUUCUGGUCAUCCCCUGCAUUGUGUCCGCAGUCUCUGGUCAUCCUCUGUACUGUGUCCGCAGUCUCUGGUCAUCCCCUGUACUGUGUCCGCAGUCUCUGGUCAUCUCCUGUACUGUGUCCGCAGUCUCUGGUCAUCUCCUGUACUGUGUCCGCAGUCUCUGCUUAUCUCCUGUACUGUGUCCGCAGUCUCUGGGCAUCUCCUGUACUAUGUAAGCAGUCUCUGGUCAUCUCCUGUACUAUGUCCGCAGUCUCUGCUUAUCUCCUGUACUAUGUCCGCAGUCCUGGUUAUCUCCUGUACUAUGUCCGCAGUCUCUGGUCAUCUCCUGUACUAUGUCCGCAGUCUCUGGUCAUCUCCUGUACUAUGUCUGCCAUCUCUGACAGUCUCCUGUACUAUGUCCGCAAUCUCCGAGUCUCCUGUACUAUGUCCGCAGUCUCUGACAGUAUUCUGUACUAUGUUCACAGUCUCUGACAGUCUCCUGUACUAUGUUCGCAGUCUCUGGUUAUCUCCUGUACUAGGUCUGCAG
This is a messenger RNA of Staurois parvus, 549 nucleotides long. The record is from the annotation of a GenBank genome assembly. NCBI's taxonomy places the organism in Eukaryota, Metazoa, Chordata, Amphibia, Anura, Ranidae.